Hypanus sabinus (Atlantic stingray) is the source of this 1588-nucleotide messenger RNA. Its product is annotated as neuromedin-B-like. The transcript is spliced from 3 exons. Gene Ontology annotation, biological process: neuropeptide signaling pathway. Gene Ontology annotation, molecular function: neuropeptide hormone activity. Bases 944 to 1351 code for a protein of 135 amino acids. The record is from RefSeq and is a predicted model, not a curated record. Lineage: Eukaryota; Metazoa; Chordata; Chondrichthyes; Myliobatiformes; Dasyatidae.
GAUUGUAUAUAAUUUACUCUCUGGGCAGCGCUUCUGGCACAAUUCGCGCUAUAUUUAGACAUGGUAGACAGAAAGAGGGUCUUAAACGCAAGGUGAGCCCGGAGACAAAACAAAAACACCGCAGGUGCUGGAAAUUUUAAUGGGAAAGUAGUGGAAACAGUCAGCAGGUCAGGCAGCGCCUGUGUGGAGAGAAUCAGUUGACGUUUCAGCCCGGAGACCCAGGGACGGGCGGGCCGGGAAACACAAGCAGAUGAGCGGGGAAGGUGGAUGGAGUCUGUCGCCUCUCUGAGGGAUUCGCCCGACUGACCUUCGCACUGUAGCUGACCCUGUGGCUAAAACCUCUGACCGGAAACGUUAAGCAGCCUUCUCUCCCCGCCGAUGCCGCCCAGCCCGUUGAGUGAUCCUGUUGUGACUCCGGAUUAUUUUCUUCUGCCUUGAGCUCUCUGCUGGGGGGACGGGGGUGGGGGGCGAAUGGGUCUCUGAGCUCUUGUGAAGGUAGACGUGGCCGGCUCUUGCUCCAUCCCACACCGGCACAAACGCAUCUCCUCCGAGAGAUGGGGGAGCUCAGAUGCCGAGAAGUUGAGAUUUUGAACGUAAAUGAAGCGAAGAGGAGUCUCUCGUCUAACAGGCGGCUCGAGGCUCACAUUUUCACCUAGAGAUCACUAGUCUCUUCUCCCGCCUCGUUAGCCCAACCAUUUCUCGCUGGACAUUUCACUCGUUCCCUCUCUGAUGUCCCGCACCUCACCAACACCAACCAGAACUGGUCCUCAGUGCAUUAGUCAUCCGUGCUGAGGUUUCGACUGGGCGCCGCCCACCGUCAGCGGGAGACGUAUAAAAAGAACAGAGCAAUGAAGCGGCGAGACAGACCCGGCAAACGGCGAGAGGCUUUGCCCACAGGGACUGAAAAAGAAAGAGAACGAGAGAGACGGAGAGUGAGGCAGAAAUGACAGCUCUCUCCAGCCACCGGAUGGGUCACCUCGGCUUUUUCGCUUUCCUGAUUGUGUUUUCCUACUUGUUCGUGUCCUCCGCGGUCAGACUAGAUCUUACAGAAGCCAACAAUGUUUCCAAGAUCAAAUUCAAUCCGAGAGGAAACCUCUGGGCCACAGGACACUUUAUGGGAAAGAAGAGCCUGUUGGAUUAUCCAGAUGGAUAUGACGAUACUCUGGGACGACUUCCUCUUACCUCCCCCGAAGACCCCAAGACUAUCGGGAGCCUGCUGAGCCGGAGGAUGCUGGAAAUCGCCCUGGCCCAAGAAGCAAAGGAGAAGCGAGAGAGAUACGGCUCCGAAGCCCAGGAAACAGGACUAAUAACAAAGUUUAUUGAGCGAUAUGGUAAAACUACAAAGAAGUGAUGAACAUCAAGGAAAAUGGUUGGUGAAGAUGUGAGCAAGAUGACCCGAAUGGUGAAUGUGGACAUUUUGUUGUAAUGAUAGUGUAUUUCCAUCACAUAUUCUAUGUAUUGCUUCUGUACACUUAUCCAUAUCUAUUAAAGUGGGAGCGAGGACUGUUCUAUAUUUUUCUGACUUAUUUGCUCUGUUAAAGCACACUUAAUGUAACCACAAGGUUCUGCUUGAUGUGAUAAUAUAAAA